Messenger RNA from Oncorhynchus keta (chum salmon), 2680 nucleotides. Its product is annotated as adenylosuccinate synthetase isozyme 1 A. The record is from RefSeq and is a predicted model, not a curated record. Gene Ontology annotation, biological process: IMP metabolic process; 'de novo' AMP biosynthetic process. The transcript has 13 exons. Lineage: Eukaryota; Metazoa; Chordata; Actinopteri; Salmoniformes; Salmonidae. The coding region runs from base 241 to 1590 and encodes 449 amino acids. Gene Ontology annotation, cellular component: cytoplasm. Gene Ontology annotation, molecular function: GTP binding; adenylosuccinate synthase activity.
ACGUGUGCGAGUAGUUUCAUCCAAACGAGACAAGCACUGGCUCUCGCUUUCGUGGUCGUCUUGACCAACGGAUAAGGGUCUGACGGUAAAUAUAGACACGAGAUCAUGUGCAGUCUAGACUACGGUUGGUGUACCCCCUCGUAAUCAGGCGGCAAACCCGUUUUUGGUUAGACCGAACAUUUUUCUCAUCACAUACGAGUUGUCAUUUUACUGCGAGCAGUGCGCUGGCGUAGGAUAAAUAUGUCUCACAAAAGUUGUUAUACAAACCCUGGCACAGGGGGGAAGCGACCUCGAAACGAAAAGGGGAACAAGGUGACAGUUGUACUUGGUGCACAAUGGGGCGAUGAAGGGAAGGGGAAAGUGGUCGAUUUGUUGGCGACAGAGUCGGACAUCAUUUGCAGAUGCCAGGGCGGUAACAACGCAGGUCACACGGUGGUCGUGGAUGGGAAGGAAUAUGACUUCCACCUCCUCCCCAGUGGGAUCAUCAACUCCAAAGCUGUUUCUGUGAUCGGCAAUGGUGUGGUCAUUCAUCUGCCAGGCUUGUUAGAAGAAGCGGGAAAAAAUGAAAAGAAAGGCCUUAAAGACUGGGAGAAGAGAUUGAUCAUCUCAGACAGGGCCCACAUUGUGUUUGACUUCCACCAGGCAGUCGACGGGCUCCAGGAUGUACAGAGACAAGCACAGGACGGGAUAAAUAUUGGAACCACAAAGAAAGGCAUCGGACCGACCUACUCUAGCAAAGCGUCACGUACGGGGCUGCGUAUCUGUGACCUCCUAGAUGAUUUCAAAGACUUUUCUACGAGGUUCAAGAACCUUGCUCAGCAGUACCAGGCCAUGUUCCCCACACUGGUGGUAGAUGUUGACGGUCAGCUGAACAAAUUAAAGGAGUAUGCUGAGCGGAUAAGACCCAUGGUGCGAGACGGUGUCUAUUUCAUGUACGACGCUAUUAAUGGACCCCCUAAGAAGAUUCUGGUGGAGGGCGCGAACGCUGCCCUGCUUGACAUUGACUUUGGUACAUACCCAUUUGUGACAUCAUCAAACUGCACCGUGGGUGGUGUGUGUACAGGACUGGGCAUCCCCCCUCUGAACAUUGGUGAUGUGUACGGGGUGGUGAAGGCCUACACCACUAGGGUGGGCAUCGGGGCGUUCCCCACAGAACAACUCAAUGAGGUUGGGGAGCUGCUGCAGACGCGGGGCCAUGAGGUGGGCGUGACCACAGGGAGGAAACGACGCUGUGGUUGGCUGGAUCUGGUCAUCCUGCGUUACGCCAAUAUGAUAAACGGCUUCACGGCGUUUGCAUUAACCAAACUUGAUAUCCUUGAUGUGAUGGAUGAAAUCAAAGUGGGAGUGUCUUAUAAACUCAAGGGCAAAAAGAUUCCCUAUUUUCCAGCUAACAUGGACGUCCUGCAGAAAGUGGAGGUGGAGUACGAGAAACUGCCUGGCUGGAAGAGUGACACCUCAGCCUGUAGGAAGUGGGAAGAUCUGCCAGGCAAAGCCCAGAACUACAUUCACUUUGUGGAGAACCACGUUGGUGUACCCAUCAAAUGGGUUGGAGUGGGCAAGGCCAGGGAGUCUAUGAUCCAGAUGUUCUAGGACACAACAAGACCUUUGUCCUUCUUCUCUCCAUGAAUGUCAAUUGAGGUGGUAUGGCUUUAUCUUCUCUGGUCAGAUUUCUUCUGUUCUUCUGUGCAGCAGCUGCACAGACCCCAACUCCUGGACUAACAAACAGGUUCAAAUGAGUGUGUGCAACCACCAUGCUCUACUAUACAUGCAACCACCAUGCUCUACUAUACAUGCAACCACCAUGCUCUACUAUACAUGCAACCACCAUGCUCUACUAUACAUGCAACCACCAUGCUCUACUAUACAUGCAACCACCAUGCUCUACUAAACAUGCAACCACCAUGCUCUACUAUACAUGCAACCACCAUGCUCUAUUAUACAUGCAACCACCAUGCUCUACUAUACAUGGUUCAAAAAAAGCACAAUAACGUGAGCAAAUAAUAGUUAUAUUGAUUGUGUCACAGUAGUUCUUCUCUGUUGCAAUUUACAAACCAUGAAAUUGUCUUAGGUGAGUUCAAAUAGACUUAUUUCUGUUCCAAUUCCGUUCUUUGCACUGAUACAGCAUUUUUGUCUUUUGUUGAAUAUUGUUUUGAUUUGAUAUUGCUGUCAUGUCAGCUAAUCUACGUUGUUUAGACUUGAAUUAACAUUGGCCAGUAUCUGAUGUCUAAUAUAGUACUUGCAUGCUAGAACUACAGCUGAUAUGUCAAACUAUUUUGAACAAUGCAAUGUGCAAUGGCCAGAAUGAGGUCGUUGUAUGACAUGUUGUUGUCAAGGUGGAAGUCAUGUGUCCUGAUACUUGUCCAUGAACUGAAGUGCAAUACUGUGUUUUGCUGUCCACACUAUGUUGAAAAAUCACAGGGAACUUGUUCUUUGCUUCUGUGACACAUUUGGUUAUAUAAAACAAAUGUAUUGUUGUAGCAAUUAGAGCUCGGUUUCUAUGGAUCUUUCUGCCAGUCAAAUUGAUUUUUCCCCCAGUAAUAGUAUGUCCCCCAUUGACACUGUACUGUAACAGCUAAGAAAAUGACACUGUGAUACCCCAAAAGUUUUCUAGUGCAACACUUUUACAAGUGAAAAUCUGAUAUGCAAAUAAAUCUGCUACAUCACAUACCAUUGAUCUGUU